AUGCACGUCCAGCCGCAGCCGCUGUCCUCCCGCAGAGGCAGACAGGGCAGACAGGGCAGAUGUGACAGACAGGGCACAGACCGUGGUGCAUCAGUGCAUCAGAUCCAUGAGGCGCUGCGGCUGCAGAGCCGUGUCUUGGAUCAGACCGUAGUAACGGGGCGGGCCUCAGGAGAACACGACUCGCCUUGUUGUGUGUAUUCCCGUGCUCGCAUCGCCAUCUUACCGGCAGCAGGCGUCCAGCUGCGAGGGACUAAGGUGUGCUUCCCGCGGACUCACAGCUCGCUCUUCUCCGCCUCUGCAGACACCGGGUCCGGGACCACGGAGCAUUUACGCGCAAUGAGCAUCGACACACUGUUGGAGGCGGCCAGGUUCCUGGAAUGGCAAGCCCAGCAACAACAGAGCACACGUGCGCAGGUCCCACAGGCGCAAACUAUAGUGCAGGGCAGCGACACGAUCAACGCGCACACAGACCCUCUCAGAGGAAACUUGACUUUAUUAUAA
Messenger RNA from Knipowitschia caucasica, 501 nucleotides. The record is from the annotation of a GenBank genome assembly. NCBI's taxonomy places the organism in Eukaryota, Metazoa, Chordata, Actinopteri, Gobiiformes, Gobiidae.